Molecule: messenger RNA, 255 nt
Organism: Staurois parvus
Lineage: Eukaryota; Metazoa; Chordata; Amphibia; Anura; Ranidae
Source: the annotation of a GenBank genome assembly
UGUGAGAGCUGUGAUUGGUCACAGCUUGUCACAUGGUACAAGGCAGUUAUUUCACACGUAGUAAGCAAUGAUGUCAGAAGUGACAUCUUGCUUACUACUCUGCAUGUGAUCACUGAUUGGCCAAUCAGUGAUCGCAUGAUCGUGACCUUGCACAGAGGUCCCGUACGGCGAUCAGUGUUCCACUGUGUCAGGGAGCACGCACAAGCAGGGGGCGGGGAAGCCGUUUAUAAAUGGCCACUCGCCCCUGCACUGCCA